AUGAGGAGUGUUGGAGAAGUUGGGAUUCUGACCCUUCCCCCCAGGCAGUAUCCGGUCAUCGAGGCUGAGCUGCGCUCCACCAAGCGCUGGGAGCUUACAGCCGAGGGCGAGGAGAUUGCCCGGGAGGGCAGCCACGAGGCCCGGGUGUUUCAUGGUGUCCCCCCGGAGGGCCUGGCCCAAAGCGAGCUCAUGCGACUGCCCAGCGGCAAGGUGGGCUUCAGCAAGGCCAUGUCCAACAAGUGGAUCCGUGUGGACAAGAGCACUGCUGACGGGCCUCGGGUGUUCCGAGUGGUGGACAGUGUGGAGGAUGAAGUGCAACGGCGGCUCCAGCUGGUCCGGGCCGGACAGGCUGAGAAGCUGGGUGAGAAGGAAAGGAGUGAGCUCAAGAAGAGGAAACUGCUGACUGAAGUGACCCUGAAGACCUACUGGGUGAGCAAGGGCAGUGCCUUCAGCACCAGCAUCUCCAAGCAGGAGGCAGAGCUGAGCCCAGAGAUGAUCUCUAGCGGCUCCUGGCGGGACCGGUCCUUCAAGCCCUACAAUUUCUCGGCCCACGGCGUCCUCCCUAACAGCGGUCACCUGCACCCACUGCUCAAGGUCCGCACCCAGUUCCGGCAGAUCUUCCUGGAGAUGGGGUUCACCGAGAUGCCAACUGACAACUUCAUUGAGAGCUCCUUUUGGAACUUUGAUGCACUCUUUCAGCCCCAGCAGCACCCAGCGCGCGACCAGCAUGAUACCUUCUUCCUGAGAGAUCCUGCCGAGGCCUUGCAGCUCCCCAUGGACUACGUCCAUCGGGUCAAGCGGACGCACUCCCAGGGCGGCUAUGGCUCACAGGGGUACAAGUACAAUUGGAAGUUGGAUGAGGCUCGGAAAAAUUUGCUUCGUACGCAUACCACAGCGGCCAGCGCCCGUAUCCUCUACCGCCUGGCCCAGAAGAAGCCCUUCACUCCCACCAAGUACUUCUCCAUUGAUCGUGUGUUCCGAAAUGAGACCCUGGACGCCACACACCUGGCUGAGUUCCACCAGAUUGAGGGUGUUGUGGCUGACCACGGCCUCACCCUGGGCCACCUCAUGGGUGUCCUGCGGGAGUUCUUCACCAAGCUCGGUAUCACCCAGUUGCGCUUCAAGCCAGCCUACAACCCCUACACAGAGCCCAGCAUGGAGGUGUUCAGCUACCACCAAGGUUUGAAGAAGUGGGUAGAGGUUGGGAACUCCGGGCUCUUCCGCCCUGAGAUGUUGCUGCCCAUGGGACUCCCCGAGAAUGUAUCGGUCAUUGCCUGGGGCCUCUCCCUGGAGCGCCCUACAAUGAUCAAGUACGGCAUCAACAAUAUCCGGGAGCUGGUAGGCCACAGGGUGAACCUGCAGAUGGUAUAUGACAGCCCUCUGUGCCGCCUGGAGACAUAGGAGACCACAUAACAUGGGCCGCCAUAGACAGACCACCCUCUCCGAGCCCCUGCUGCCCAACCUCUUUGCAUCCCUGGCCACUGAGCCCCUUGUAUUUAUAAGGCCUCUGUGAGGUCAUCCCCCUGACCUUGGUAUCCUCUUCCCACCCACCCCAGAGUCCCAGGGUCAGGGGAGCAAGUAGCAUGUUUGUUCUGAUGUCGACCUAUGAGGGUGGGCCCUGGGGAGCCCUGCAGGUGGCUUACUCACUAAUAAAAUGGGCAGUUGCCCUCAUCUGGUGCCUUUCCUUA
Hipposideros armiger (great roundleaf bat) is the source of this 1688-nucleotide messenger RNA. It is a transcript of the gene FARSA, whose product is annotated as phenylalanyl-tRNA synthetase subunit alpha. Gene Ontology annotation, biological process: phenylalanyl-tRNA aminoacylation. The transcript is spliced from 13 exons. NCBI's taxonomy places the organism in Eukaryota, Metazoa, Chordata, Mammalia, Chiroptera, Hipposideridae. Bases 1 to 1401 code for a protein of 466 amino acids. Gene Ontology annotation, cellular component: phenylalanine-tRNA ligase complex; cytoplasm; cytosol. Gene Ontology annotation, molecular function: tRNA binding; phenylalanine-tRNA ligase activity; ATP binding. The record is from RefSeq and is a predicted model, not a curated record.